GAGAGAUCGUGGUGGUUUCUCACUGGGGCUGCGAAGGCUGUGAGAAGCCUUCAGUGGGGUGGUGAGAUUGGCAGGGUUGGUGGGGUCUGGAGAGAAAAAGGGAGCGUUCCCCAAAAGUUUAAUGAAGGGGUAUCCAGGCUGCUAGGGGAUGGCAGCUUUCCCAAAGAAAGGCUCCUUAUAUUGGUAUUCUGGGGACGGGGUGGCAGCCCAUAUGUAGACUUGAUGUAUUUACCUGAUUUAUUUUUAGGUUUCCCUUGGCAGCUUUGAAAGGAUGUGGACUCAUUUAAUUGCUUAGACAGGGGGCAAGAUGGCCGAAAUCAGUGAUCUUGACCGUCAGAUUGAACAACUGCGGCGCUGUGAGCUCAUCAAGGAGAGUGAGGUCAAAGCCCUCUGUGCCAAGGCCAGAGAGAUCUUGGUGGAAGAAAGCAACGUCCAGAGAGUAGAUUCUCCAGUAACAGUUUGUGGGGACAUUCAUGGCCAGUUCUAUGACCUUAAAGAGCUCUUCAGGGUGGGUGGUGAUGUGCCUGAGACCAACUAUCUCUUCAUGGGAGAUUUUGUGGACCGUGGCUUCUACAGUGUUGAAACAUUCUUGCUACUGCUGGCACUCAAGGUCCGCUAUCCAGACCGGAUCACCUUGAUCCGUGGCAACCACGAGAGCAGACAGAUCACCCAAGUAUAUGGGUUCUACGAUGAGUGCCUGAGGAAAUACGGCUCUGUCACUGUGUGGCGUUACUGCACUGAGAUCUUCGACUACCUCAGCCUCUCUGCCAUCAUUGAUGGCAAGAUUUUCUGUGUCCAUGGUGGUCUGUCCCCAUCCAUCCAGACGCUAGACCAGAUCCGAACGAUAGAUCGCAAGCAGGAGGUUCCUCAUGAUGGUCCCAUGUGUGAUCUUCUCUGGUCUGACCCUGAAGACACUACAGGCUGGGGCGUAAGUCCCCGUGGUGCUGGCUACUUGUUUGGCAGUGACGUGGUGGCACAAUUCAACGCAGCAAAUGACAUCGACAUGAUCUGUCGGGCGCACCAGCUGGUCAUGGAAGGGUACAAGUGGCACUUCAAUGAGACAGUCCUUACAGUGUGGUCAGCUCCCAACUACUGCUACCGAUGUGGGAAUGUAGCAGCCAUCUUGGAACUUGAUGAACACCUUCAGAAGGAAUUUAUCAUCUUUGAAGCAGCCCCUCAAGAAACUCGGGGCAUCCCUUCUAAGAAGCCUGUUGCGGACUACUUCCUGUGAAUGCUUCUCUCAUCUCUCCCCGUGUGCGGCUUCUGUUUUCUAUUGUUGUUGGGGUGGACAGCCUUUUUUCAAGUUUUGGCAGGGUUCAGGUCUCUUCCCCCUACUUUUCUCUUCCCCUUUCCCCAAUAAAUCUUCAAUGCUGGACCCCUUAGACUGAAUUGGCCAUCUUUUCCACACUACUGAAUCCUAGCCAAUCUUCCUGAUAACUUUAGGGCUGCCCUAAUUUAUAUCCUCCACCUAAAAUAAUUCUUGUGACUUUGGGUCACUGGAAAAACCCAGAACUCUCUUGCUGUCCGAUCACCCCAUGCAAAAAUACAACCCAGAAACUGAGAGAAGCUGCGGGGUUCUCUGAUUUUUGGAGAGGCAUAGCUGACAGCUUCCUUUUCCAGCUCUCUGAUUCCUCUCCAGUGCUUCUCUACACUCUAGAAGGACUGGAAAUUAUUAGCAGAGAAUGUAUCUGGCAGAGAACUGAAUUUGGAAACAGAGAGAAAUCAGCUGAUAGGAGGACUGAAUCUCUGGACCAGUUCCCUGCCUCUGUGCCACUUAGGUGCUUCCUGAUUUAACCCUUUUCUGGUCAGCUGACCUUGGAACUCUUACUGUUUUGGUGCCAUUCCAUAACAUUUAGGCAGAAAAUAGGAAGUGCUUCAAACCUUGUUGUGCCUGGUUGCUGGAAGACCUGGAACACUGGUUUCUUGGUACUUCAGUGUAUAGUCUGCUUAAACUACAUGGAAUAGAUUGAUCUAGAUUAGGCAGUGGUUCCUUUGUCUGUUACACCCCUUGUUCCUAGCUUUUUGGCCAGUGGAAUAUUAGACUCCCCCAACUUACUGUACCAGAAAGUCCUGACUUUUCAAGAAGUAGUACUCCUUCAGGUCACAGGAGGUUCUGUGUAAUAUAUAGAAUCCAUUCAACUCUGGUGAUGGAUUUAUUAAAUCUUUUAUUGGCUGAUCUUUAUCUGGUACUUGUCCUUCCUGCCCUUCUCCCUGAGUGGGACCACAUCACGUUAAUUAAUUUGACCAAUGGGCAUAUUCUGUCUUCCCUACCACCUUGGAUUCCUACCCCCUGUGGGGCUGGUGUAUCCAGAUGCCCUCCACUCCCAGGCUCAAAAUUCCUCACCCUUUUAUUUCUGUGAAGGAAUACUUGGUUCAGAUAGCUAUUUAGAAUUAGAAAGGGAGGGGGAACUUCCUGCCACUUUCCCUACACUUAGGAUGGGCUUUUCCCUCCCAUCUCCCAUGAUCUGUCUCUGCUCUAAUUUUAUUUUGUUUUCAUUUUGGUUUUUUCCUAUUUACAACUUUUAGAUAAAAAAUUCUAAUAAAACUAAGAAAAAUUGA
Varanus komodoensis (Komodo dragon) is the source of this 2559-nucleotide messenger RNA. RefSeq names its product protein phosphatase 4 catalytic subunit (gene PPP4C). The record is from RefSeq and is a predicted model, not a curated record. Gene Ontology annotation, cellular component: nucleus; cytoplasm. Gene Ontology annotation, biological process: peptidyl-serine dephosphorylation; double-strand break repair via homologous recombination. The transcript has 9 exons. Gene Ontology annotation, molecular function: protein serine/threonine phosphatase activity. Bases 308 to 1231 code for a protein of 307 amino acids. NCBI's taxonomy places the organism in Eukaryota, Metazoa, Chordata, Lepidosauria, Squamata, Varanidae.